AUGGAAGAGUGUGAGAAUGCAGCUGGGGUUGGGGAAGAACAGAGACUCUCUGGUCGAAUGCGCGAGAGUUGGGAGAGUGGGGAUUUCUGGAUCAUGUAUGCAGUGGCGCAUAGUUUGGCGUUUGAUGCGAUCUGCUGGCAGAAGAUUGAUCCUCGAUUCUAUGGAUCGACCACUGAGAAUACUGAGGGGUUGUGCCUCUUGGAUGUGAAAGAAAAGGAUGAGAUGGAGCUACUAGUAGCUUGCAAACUGAAGGAGAAGGCUACUAGGGUUCUGGCUUGGGGCCCGGAUGAAUAUACGAUGGCUUUUCGCCAACAAUUGGACGAAGAAAGAGGAAAAGAUGAAGAAAAAGGCUUUAGCUAG
Messenger RNA from Penicillium paradoxum, 360 nucleotides. RefSeq lists its product as uncharacterized. The record is from RefSeq and is a predicted model, not a curated record. The transcript has 2 exons. NCBI's taxonomy places the organism in Eukaryota, Fungi, Ascomycota, Eurotiomycetes, Eurotiales, Aspergillaceae. The coding region runs from base 1 to 360 and encodes 119 amino acids.